AUGGACUUUUGGGGGAUUUACCUGCUCCUAUGCCUCGCUCUGCUCCCGCGCACCAGCUCCACGGCGGCCAAGGAGCUGCAAUGCCAGGAGAUAGCGGUGCCCCUGUGCAAAGGCAUCGGCUACAACUACACCUACAUGCCCAACCAGUUCAACCACGACACGCAGGACGAGGCUGGCUUGGAGGUGCACCAGUUCUGGCCUCUCGUCGAGAUCCAGUGCUCUCCGGACCUGAAGUUUUUCCUGUGCAGCAUGUACACACCGAUCUGUCUGGAGGACUAUAAAAAGCCACUACCGCCGUGCCGGAGCGUGUGCGAGCGAGCCAAGGCUGGGUGCGCGCCUCUCAUGCGUCAGUAUGGCUUCCCCUGGCCGGAUAGGAUGAAGUGCGACCAGCUACCAGUGCAGGGCAACCCAGACACGUUGUGCAUGGACUAUAACAGAACGGACUCCACUACUGUCUCUCCCGUUCUGUCUAAGCCCACCAACAACCCCGGCAAUAACAACAAAGGCGCCUACAACAACCAGCCGGGGAACAAGCACAAGCCAGGGAGACCGGGAGCGCCUGUGAAGUACAAGCCGCCUUCUGCCCCCUGCGAGUCCGGGUGCAAGUGUCAGGGGCCCAUGGUGCCGGUGAGCACAGACAGACACCCGCUCUACAACCGAGUGAAGACGGGCCAUAUCAACAACUGUGCCAUGCCGUGCCAUAACCCCUUCUUUACGCCUGACGAGAGAGCGUUUACGGCGUUUUGGAUCGGCUUGUGGUCCGUGUUGUGCUUCAUCUCGACCUUCGCCACUGUGGCCACUUUCCUCAUAGACAUGGAACGCUUCAAGUAUCCGGAGAGACCGAUCAUCUUCCUCUCCGUGUGCUACAUGUUCGUGUCUGUGGGCUACAUCGUGCGCCUUGUCGCUGGGCAUGAGAAAGUGGCGUGCAACAGGGAAUAUGACAUUGAGCACAUUCACUACGAGACGACUGGACCCGCACUGUGCACCGUGGUUUUCCUGCUGAUCUACUUCUUCGGCAUGGCCAGCUCCAUUUGGUGGGUCAUCCUAUCGCUGACCUGGUUCCUUGCGGCAGGAAUGAAGUGGGGAAACGAAGCCAUAGCGAGUUAUUCUCAGUAUUUUCACCUGGCAGCGUGGCUUAUCCCCAGCAUGAAAUCCAUAGCUGUCUUAGCGCUUAGUUCUGUUGAUGGGGACUCUGUGGCUGGGAUAUGCUACGUGGGAAACCAAAACUUGGACAAUUUAAGAGGGUUUGUUCUUGCUCCUUUGGUGAUAUAUUUAUUCAUCGGCACCAUGUUCCUUCUGGCUGGAUUUGUCUCACUUUUCAGAAUAAGAAGUGUCAUCAAGCAAGGAGGCACUAAGACUGACAAGUUGGAGAAGCUUAUGAUAAGAAUAGGUAUCUUCACUGUCUUGUACACAGUGCCCGCGACUAUUAUAGUGGCGUGUUACUUUUACGAACAACACAACAGACAAAGUUGGGAGAUAACUCACACUUGUGGGGACUGCUUGCUAGAAAGAGACAGAAGGAGCCCGGACUAUGCUGUUUUUAUGCUCAAAUACUUUAUGUGCCUGCUUGUGGGCAUCACCUCCGGGGUUUGGAUUUGGUCCGGCAAAACUGUGGAUACCUGGAGGACUUUCUGCACCCGCUGCUGCUGGGGGAGCAAAGGCACCAGUGGCUCCAUGUACAGUGACGUGAGCACAGGACUAACGUGGCGGUCCGGAACAGCCAGCUCUGUGUCCUGCCCCAAGCAGAUGCCAUUGUCCCAAGUUUGA
This is a messenger RNA of Knipowitschia caucasica, 1767 nucleotides long. NCBI's taxonomy places the organism in Eukaryota, Metazoa, Chordata, Actinopteri, Gobiiformes, Gobiidae. The record is from the annotation of a GenBank genome assembly.